CGCAAGGCGCGCAGGUCCCGCCCUCACACGCAGGCGGGGUCCCGGCAUGGAGGCGCGCAGGAACCACGUGUUUGUUGAGAAGGUGCUGCAGAAACUAUUUCCUAGUGUUCCACAUGGCCAAGAAAAGAGGGAGCUCCAAGCCCCAACUGUCAACAGUCCACCCAAGAACGUGAUCUCUGAGAGUAUGAGAGCCGAGCGUGUCCGGCCCCGGACAGAUGGUGACACUACGGCCCAGUCUGGGAGGCGGCUCUACACUGUGAGUCUGCCUCCAGAGGGGUAUGCUCCCUGUGUGCCAGAGCCACACCACAGCCGGCACCCUGAGAACGUUUCCAGCGGUGAGAGCUCAGAAGAUCAGGAUUUUCAUGAUCAACCAAAGAGAAGAAGAAUUAGAAAGCGUAAAUCAAAGAAAAAUCCCAACAGUACUUACAUGGAACAAGCACAGAUAGAGAAACAGCAGUGUCUUUUACAAGAAAAAUUACAGCCACAGCACACAGAUGGCCCCACAAUCAGUAAAAAUAAAAAAAGGAAACUGAAAAAGAAACAGCAGAUUAAAAGGAAGAAAGCAGCUGGCUUAGCAACCAAGGCCUCUGGGGUCAGUUUUCUGUACCAGCCAGAGGAGGGCAGCAGUGAGCGGGAAGGUGCAGGAGCCGUGGAAGGGCAGGACGCCCCAGAGGCUGAGGACCUUCCCACCACGGAUGCCAGGGAGCCGGACUCUACUGGGGCCAGCGAGGAGGACACUACAGAUGCCAGUGAGGAAGAUGUCAGAAUUACCUGUGAAAAGACAGAGAGUAUCCUAAAGUUUUUGAAGUCCACACAAGAAAUUUAUUUUUAUGAUGGUAUCUCCAAAGAUCCAGAUUCUGCUGUCAGUAUGGAAACCACCGAAGAGCUUCUUAACCACCUGCAGUCGCACCACCUCCCUCCCUCGGAUGUGUUCAUUCUUGAUCACAUGAAAACGCUGCUACUUUUGCAAGACAUUGAAAGAUUGAGGAGCGCCCUGGAAGUGUUCCCAGAACAUUGCACGAUGCCUCCUGACCAUGCCAGAGUAAUCAUAGUCUUCUUUAAUUAUUGGAUCACAAAUAUCCUUCCUGAGAGAAACAGUGAACAGAAUCAGAAUAUCUCUUUAAGAAGAUCUAAUAUUUAACAAGAAAAUAUGAAAGACAGAUAUGAAGUGGACUGAGAGUUAAUCCUUAAUACAAAAAGAUUGAGUUCCUAGUAUUUUCUUCAUGACCUACGUCCUAUGACCUUCGAAGUCAUUUCUGCCGUACUGAUGUUUGUACAUGAUUGUUAGAUGUUAUCUGUAUUUUUAUAAAAUUUUAAAUACCUACCUUAUAUCUGAAACUCUGUUUUAAGAAUGUUUUGUGGGUGGCAGGCAGUUCUAGGCAAGUCGUUUGUAGCGGAAUUUCUUCUUUUUCCUUUUCUCUAUCAAAACCUAUUUUUCCUGUUUUAUCUUUCCUCUUGAUCACAGAAGCAGUCACUGAUUUUUAGUGUUAACUGAGUUUAAAAGCAUCUAUAUAACAUUUCAGGAGGAUAUUAACGCUGUCCAUGAAAAUAACAGUGGUACUGUGGUAAAAUACACAUAACACAGAAUUUACCAUUUUAGGUGCACAGGUGAGUGGCUUUAGUGCAUUCGCCAUGUCAUAGGUGUGAACUGCAUCCGUUUUCCCUCUGUCUGCAGAAGGCGUGGGGCUGGCUCUCCACAUCGCCCGGGUGAGAGGUGCUGGUGGACGUUCCCUGUGGAUGGUUCUAUGUGAACAGUGCUUGCAUCCUUGGGACUGGGGCACACAGGACACGGUAUUUGAGGUUUCAGAGGUGUGACCUGCCUUCCACCAUGGCUGCCCGCUUCAUGCUCACACCGCACAGCCCCUUGAAUCUCCCUGCACCAGGUUUUUUACGGUCUCGAUUGCAGCCAUCCUGGGGGUAUGAGCUGGUGUUUUGCAGUUUCAAUUUCCCUGCCCUGAUGCCUGAUAGCCCUAAGCAUCUUCUUCUGGGCCGGUGGCCAAACAUCUGUUUCAGUCACUGCCCAUCUGUGUGGUGGGUUGUUUGGGUUUUGCUGCCGUGUUAUCAGAGUUCAGUGUAUUCUGGAUAAUCCCUUAUCCAAUGUGGAGUCCAGCUAAUCUCCUCCUUUGCUGCACUUCUGGCAUCGUAGCUGAGAAAUCAUCACCAAACCCAGAGUCAGACAGUUUCUGCUCUGUGUUUCCUUCUAAGUGUCAGAGUUGUAGCUGUUACAUGGUUGUUGAUCCAUUCAGAGUUAGUUUUACAGGUGCUGUAACGUAAGGGUCUGACUUCAUCCUUUUGCGUCUGGACAUCCAGUUUCCCCAGCACCACCUGCUGCAGACACUGCCUUUUCCCAUGGAAUGAGCGCCUGCACGCAAGGGCUUGGUUCUGAUUUGUCUCUUACAUCCCACUGCUCUGUCUUUGUGCCGGUACCAUGCUGCUUUGAAUACUGUAACUUUGUACUGAGUUUUGAAAUCAAGAAGUAUAAACCUUCCAACUUUGUUGUUUUUCAAGAUUGUUUUGGUUAUUUGAGAAUGCCUUGAGAUUUCGUAUGAAUUUUAGGCUGGGUUCUUCUAUUUAUGCAAAAAAAAAAAAAAAAAAAAAGGCCUUUCUUGGGACUUUGAUAUGGCCUCACUGAUUCUGCAGGUUGCUUUGGGAGUCCUGACAUCUUACCAGUAACUGGCCGGGUCCCGGGCUCUGGCUCGGCAGCCACUCUGCUCCCUGCAGACUUGUCCUUGUGCGUUCCUUGUGUUCCUUAAUCCCAUAACCCUCUCUUGAGCACAGGGAAGUUUAUUGGUUUCUUUUUUCUGAUAACUUCCCUGCUCCACUACCACCAACAUAAUAUAUUUUCCAUCAUUUUUGUUGUUUAGC
Messenger RNA from Nycticebus coucang (slow loris), 2865 nucleotides. It is a transcript of the gene ERICH1, whose product is annotated as glutamate rich 1. The coding region runs from base 47 to 1141 and encodes 364 amino acids. The transcript has 6 exons. The record is from RefSeq and is a predicted model, not a curated record. Lineage: Eukaryota; Metazoa; Chordata; Mammalia; Primates; Lorisidae.